Peronospora matthiolae is the source of this 1521-nucleotide messenger RNA. Lineage: Eukaryota; Oomycota; Peronosporomycetes; Peronosporales; Peronosporaceae. The record is from the annotation of a GenBank genome assembly.
AUGGCCGCAACGACGGCGACAGACGGGAAGGACGCGGCGACUGCUGCAGGCCACAGCAAAGGCCGGAGACGCAGUGUGGAGACUGAUGAGGCGCAGAGGAGACGCGUCAUCGCUGCAGCCAGUGGGACGUCUGAAGAACGCGCGCGCUACGAGCUCGAGCGCAAGAAAGUCGCCAAGUACAAAGAGGACAAACUCAAGGCGCGUCGGGACCACACGCGCAUGAUCUUGGAGAGCCACGCGCAGGCGAAACGUCGUGCGCUCUUGGGCAAACAGUCGGAGUUCCUGGCGACGCUCGAGUUCCGCAAUACGCUGCCAGACAUUCCGUUUGACACGAAGUUUGUCAAGUAUCCGCACGAAUCGGAACGACUUAUCAAGUACAAGCCCAAUGCGCUGGAGAUGGAUUAUACCUACGAGAUCCAUGAAGAAGCGAAUCUUGGAAUGACAAUUGAUCUCAUUGAUCCAGUCAAGUAUGAAGCUCCGACGGAACCUGAGCCACUUGAGGUUGGUGACGAGCAGGCUCUGAUGAUGCGGGAAGACCAUGGCGGUACCAAGGGUCGAUCGAAAGUGCGUCCGACCGUCUCAUGGCUGCGACGCACGGAGUACAUGGGCAACGAUCUGUACGACUCGGUGCACAAAUUCAAAAGUGAAGCAGAGAUCCAGAAUGCACUACGCGAAGGCACGGAAAACGCGUUGGCCGAGGUGGUCUCGGUCUCACUGGAGGAUCGUGCCGAAGCUUCUUUUCGUGAUAUCAACGACUCGGGAUUGCUCGUGCACCCCCACGACCCGAAGAAACAAGUCGCAAAAGUGUGGGACGUCUUUCCGGAUCAGCUCUUGUCUGCUAACAAGUACGCGAUCCUGUCAUACGAUAUGCUACCCUCCGAAGAUUUCAAGAAUAAGGGAAUGUCGUGCCGUGAAGAACGCGCUUUGCUGUGUGGAGUGAAUAAGAAAAUCCAAGCUGGUAAUGAGCUUAUCCAGGGCUCUGUUCUAUUGCCCAACGCGUCUGCAGGAGAGGAGGACAGCAGCGAUCGCGACAAAUUUUCGUACCUUCGAGAGUAUCUCAUGGCUGUGGAAUCGCUCGAUAGCCGAGAGACGCAGCAUGUCGUAUUCGUACUGGACCCCGAGUCUAAUCAGUUUACAUACAGUGAUGUGUUGAACCGCAUCCAGCUACGAAAGACAAAGAUGAGUGGCGAGGAAAAGCGCCGCGAUGGAGUUGUCGUCUAUCGCCGGGAUUACUCUGAAGGCGAAAAUGAUCGUCGUGCGCGGAUUCUCUUCCACUGCGGAGGGGUCUAUGAUGAACAGCUUGAUGACGAUGAGAGCGUGCGUGAAUACAAGCGCCAACGAACGGGAGAUAAACAUACGCCGCCCCCCUCUGACGACGAAGAUACGGAGGCUCGUACACCACCUGGGAGUCCGACUAAGAAGUCGAGCAGCCCUGGCCGCGAGAAUGGUGACGAUGGUAGUCCCGAGCCGCGCAACGGCGGCAGUGGCAGCCCCGUGAUCAGCGAUAGCGACAGCGAAUAG